This is a messenger RNA of Closterium sp. NIES-65, 1194 nucleotides long. NCBI's taxonomy places the organism in Eukaryota, Viridiplantae, Streptophyta, Zygnematophyceae, Desmidiales, Closteriaceae. The record is from the annotation of a GenBank genome assembly.
AUGCCUCGUACCACUAGCGGCGGUAAAUUCCCGGCUGCGUGGGAGUCGGCUAUGUGGCCAUGGCCGUCCCCGAUACCCGCCGGGAGUCACCGCCUCGUCGCUCUCAUGCUCCUCGCGGCCGUUGCGGCGCUUUUCAUGGCGGGAUUUCUCGCGUCGCCCGCGCAGAUUGGCUCGCCGCCGCGGCUGGGGGACGGCGCGUGGUGGGCGGCGGCGCCCGCGGAACGCGAGUGGCGGAAGGCGGGACCCGGCGCCGGCGGUGAUGCGGCGUGGAUGGCGGCGGGAAUGGAGGGCGGCGGAGGGGAGGAAGGUGGAAGGGGGGAGUCGCACUGGUCGUGGACGCUCAAGUGCGUGGCGGCCGAGGCGAAGGCGCUAGGCCGCACGCUCGUGCUGGUGACGGAUAGAUGCCUGUCGCAGAUGCACUCCAAGAGCGGGCUCAUGGAGCACAAGCACGUGGGGCUGUACUACAACCUCACGCACAUGAUGAGCCGGCAGCCAGUGAUGCUACUGGAGCAGUUUGAGGCGCGCUUUGGCCCGUGGCACGCGGCGCCGCUGCUCUACUUUGACAUGAGGCCGCGCACGGGCGAGCUCGCCGCGCACAGGGACGCCUUCCUGGUGGUGCGCGUGCCACAGGAGCAGCAGUUCGGGUACAUGGUGUGCUACAAGAAGACCAACCAGGACGUGGUAACACCAGACCUGGACUUUCUCCGCCCGAUCGACCCACACAUGAAGAUCGCACUAACCAUGGCGAACGCCAUGGGCGGCGCGCAGCAGUUUGACUUUGUGCACGUGCGGCGCGGGGACAAGGUCAACCCCAAGCUGUGGCCCCACCUCGACCACGACACGCGGCCCAAGGCCCUCCUGCAGAAGCUCCCUCAGCGAAUCCCUCCGGGCAGCACACUCUACAUCGCGACCAACGAGCGGGACCCGUACUUCUUCGACCCGCUCCUGGCAGUCUACAAGCUCUACAAAGAAGAAUACUUUGCAGAGAUGUGGGCCGAGGGCUCUGUGUGGGAGCGGGAGAUGCGUGUGGUGGCGGCAGGGGUGGGCGUGAAGGGGCGAGUGGAGGCGGACAGUGAGGUGCUGGUGCUGGUGGACUACCAGCUCAAGUCCCUUGCACGGACUGCUCUUGAGACGUUCAAUGACCUCACGGACGAUCCCCGGGAUGGAAUUUUGGUGGCUGGAGGAAAGAGCUGA